Molecule: messenger RNA, 1722 nt
Organism: Vollenhovia emeryi
Lineage: Eukaryota; Metazoa; Arthropoda; Insecta; Hymenoptera; Formicidae
Gene: Utx
Product: histone demethylase UTY
Exons: 4
Coding region: 127-1560 (477 amino acids)
Biological process (GO): regulation of gene expression
Cellular component (GO): MLL3/4 complex
Molecular function (GO): RNA polymerase II cis-regulatory region sequence-specific DNA binding; chromatin DNA binding; histone H3K27me2/H3K27me3 demethylase activity
Source: RefSeq, a predicted model, not a curated record
AUAUCACCUUGUAUUGUUCCUAAGACAUGGCUAACAAAUUAGUUCGAGCCCAGCUACCACAGUGCUCACACGUAUACUUUAUAACUUGACUCUGUUUUAUUCGACGACGACUGACUUGGGCUGGAGAUGGAGCAGGAAGUAAAUCUCUCACUGGACGCCUCAACGAUCAUCAGGGCUUGCAGGGGUAAAGGCUUGAACGAGGUGCCAAAAUGCCAGUUAGUAAGCGAUUGCUCGGUACCGAAUAUGCCCACAGAACAAUUAAAUACGAAGCAAUUGUUGCCAUCGAUACACCGUUAUUUCGUACGAAAGAAAGACGACGCAUUCCAUCCGCAGCUGUGGGAGACUUGUCAGCAGUAUCCGAUUGUCUUAAUACAUGGCCUUACGGAAGCACUCGAGUUUAAUUUCGACCUUUUUUCGACCGAGACUGUGGUGAACACAUCUCCAAAUAAGAGUAUCGAAAUACGCGAUCAAGUUAGGUGCGGAUCUAACGAGAAUAGGAAUGUGACGCAGAACGAGGACUGGAAAUGCAUCAGUGCCAUUUCUUAUACAACGCUCCGCCUUUAUGAGAAAUAUCAAACCAAGUAUUUGGAAAAUCAGGCGGAACAGGAAAAGAAUUUGACGGUGAAAUUCGCCACCAAUAUAGAUUUAUCAACCAAGAAGUGGAAGCCGCAAAUGCAAGAAUUAGAGAAGUUGCCGUCCUUCCUCAAAGUGAAAUCUACCGAUAAUAUGCUCAAUUACGUGGGAUACAAUCUCUUAGGGAUAAACACCGUACAGUUGUACAUGAAGGUGCCCGAUUGCAAAACGCCCGGCCAUCAAGAAAAUAAUAAUUUCUGUUCCGUCAACAUUAACAUUGGACCGAGUGACUGCGAGUGGUUUGCGGUGUCGUACGAGUAUUGGGGAGUAAUAUAUUCGCUCUGCGAGCAGAACGGCGUCGAUUAUAUGCGCGACAGUUGGUGGCCGCCGGAUCUGGAUAUCUUGUCCAAGAACAACAUCCCGUUUUACAGAUUUCAUCAGAAAAUGGGUGAUGUCGUGUGGGUGAACGUCGGUUGCGUACACUGGGUGCAGUCGAAAGGUUGCUGUAACAACAUCGCGUGGAACGUCGGUCCAUUCACUGCCAGACAAUAUCAACUGGCGCUGGAACGUUACGAAUGGAACAAGUUGCGCCGAUUCCAAUCGAUCGUGCCGAUGGUGUAUCUCUCUUGGAAUCUGGCGUACUGCAAUAAAAUAUCGGAUCCACAACUGUUCCAGCUAAUCAAGAAUUGCCUCAUGCAAACGAUGAAACACCAUUACUUGAUACGUGAAUUUGUACGACACAAGGGCUUGAAAAAGCUGUGCCAUGACGGCGACAAGCCGGAUUGUACCAUUUAUUGCGUCAAUUGCGCUGCUGAGGUGUUCAAUAUAAUAAUCUGCAAGAAGAAGAAGAGGAAGAACGGACACCAUUCAGUGUAUUGUAUAUACUGCGCGCUUGAGCAGUCUCCUUCAUUGGAGAAAUUCUUCUGCAUAGAAAAAUUUCAUUUCAGAAACUUGAGAAGUAUUUACAACGAAUUCACAUGCCAAUAACCAUCACCACCUUCCUGUGAUCACCAGCCAGUUGUACCGGUGUAUAUACUGUCAUAUCGCCAUACCUGAGCGUGCGAUCUCAAUAUACGAUAAUCUCAGGCCUAUCAUUUGUGAAAUAUAAUCGCUUAUUAUAUAAAAACUAUUAUAGCCUCGACCAUUUUU